AUGUCAGCACUCGACAAACCGGGCGAGGUGUAUGAGGAGGACAUGGGAGGUCAAGAGCAGACGCUAGACAGCUUUGACGAACACCAGUUGAAGAGACUGAAGAAGAUAAAUCGCAAAGUAGACAUUCGACUCCUUCCAGCCCUGGGAGCUAUCUACGCCAUCAGUGGGAUUGAUCGAACAAACCUCGCCAAUGCUCAAGUUGCAGGCAUGGGCAAAGACCUGGACAUGCUGAAAGGGAGUCGUUAUUCCAUUGCGGUCUGCGUCUUCUUCAUCACCUACUUCAUUUGCGAAAUCCCGAGCAACAUAAUACUCCGCAAAGUUGGGGCGGCCUUGUGGCUCUCAUUUCUUGCCUUCGCAUGGGGUAUCUGUGUCCUAGGAGCUGGCUUUACGCAUCAUUGGGGUGAAAUGGUGCUGAUCAGGCUUCUGCUUGGUAUAUUUGAGGCUGGAUUCAUACCUGGAUGUGCAUACCUGAUUAGCUGUUGGUAUGAGAGAUACCAGAUGCAGACUAGAAUCUCCAUAUUCUUCUCUUUAUCUCUCCUCGCCACCGCGUUUGGAAACAUCCUAGCAUACGGACUGAUCCAUAUGGAUGGUGUCGGCGGUCUCGCAGGUUGGCGAUGGAUAUACAUCAUCGAAGGGCUGAUGACAAUCGUGCUCGCAGUCUACGGAUACAUAUUCAUCAUCGACUUUCCCGACAAGAUCCACUUGGCUCGCAGGCCAUAUUUGACGCCGGAUGAGGUUGCAUUGGUGCAAGCAAGAUUGCAGGCGGAUCGAGGAGACGCCGAGUUCGAUCCCAUCACCUGGAAGAAAACAAUUAAAACGCUGGCCAAGUGGCAACUAUGGAUAUAUGCCCUCUUCUUCCUCACCUCGGGAGUCGGCGUUUAUGCCUUCGCCUACUUCCUCCAGAUCAUCGUCAAAGGAAUGGGCUACUCGGUCUCCAACACCUUCCUCCUCUGCGCGCCUCCUAAUAUUGCUGCGAUCUUCUACAUCAUCGCUGUUUCGAAGCUAGCGGACAAGCUGCAUCAGCGUGGCGCCAUCGUGGCUUUCCAGGCUACAACCGCAUUCGUAGGGCUUAUGUUGAUCGAGUAUUGCAAGAACAACGGUGUUAGGUACUUUGGAACCUUCCUCGGGAUCGCAGGGUGCGCGGGUAAUGUACCGGCAUCACUGGCUUACCAGGCGAACAACAUCAGAGGCCAGUCAACGAGAGCUAUUGGCUCCGGUCUUCAAGUUUGCUUUGGUGCAAUCGGUGGCGUGAUCACGGCCAACGUCUUUCUUCAACGAGAAGCUCCAAAGUAUCCCACUGGAAUCUGGGUUUCUGCGGGCUGCCAGAUCUUGACGGUGCUUCUUGUAUGCGUCCUGACGGUCUUCCAUGUGUACGCGAAUCGACAAGCGGCGAAGGGAAGAAGGGUGAACGAGGGGCUGGAGGGGUUCAGAUAUACGUAUUAACCGAUAUAACCGACAUAGCCGAUACCCAGUUGGAGAGGUGCGCUCAAUGUGUGUGAAUCAGAAGAGCUAUAUGGUCAGGAUGAGAAUUCCAUAGCGACCGUUGGUGGCAAAGAGGGAAGCUUCAGGUGUACGUAUUCCAAUGAUCAUGUGACCAGCCCC
Molecule: messenger RNA, 1602 nt
Organism: Mytilinidion resinicola
Lineage: Eukaryota; Fungi; Ascomycota; Dothideomycetes; Mytilinidiales; Mytilinidiaceae
Product: MFS general substrate transporter
Exons: 12
Coding region: 1-1443 (480 amino acids)
Biological process (GO): transmembrane transport
Cellular component (GO): membrane
Molecular function (GO): transmembrane transporter activity
Source: RefSeq, a predicted model, not a curated record